This is a messenger RNA of Plasmodium cynomolgi strain B, 477 nucleotides long. RefSeq names its product calcium-binding protein. The transcript has a single exon. Bases 1 to 477 code for a protein of 158 amino acids. NCBI's taxonomy places the organism in Eukaryota, Apicomplexa, Aconoidasida, Haemosporida, Plasmodiidae. The record is from RefSeq and is a predicted model, not a curated record. Gene Ontology annotation, molecular function: calcium ion binding.
AUGGAGGAACAACAGCGAGGGGGGAAAAAAAACGAAAGCAAUUACAAGUUCCUAAACGCAGACGAAAUAAAUAAUUUGGAGUAUAUUUUUAACAAAAUGAAAAGAAACAAAAAUGAAAAUGUCACGAUUCAAAAUGUGCAAAAAUUUCUCCACGAAAAUCACAACAAAGACAUUUCGGACGACCUCUUAGAUUUGUUUCACAUGUAUGGCAGUACCAUCAGUCUGGAGGACUUCCUCACGUCCCUCAAUUGUGAUAUCAAUAAAUUCAAAUCGAAGGAGAAAAUGGAAAAUUUGUUCGACUUGCUGGACACCUCCAAAAGGGGCUACAUAUCGACUAGGACUUUCAUUCAGGCGGCCAAAGAAUUUGAAAAUGAAUUCUGUGAGGAAACCCUCAAAAGCAUUUUUAACAUCAUGGACCUAAGCAACAGCGACAGGGUCCACUUUGACGAGUUUAAGAAUGCCAUAGCGAACAUGUGA